Sinocyclocheilus anshuiensis is the source of this 3121-nucleotide messenger RNA. Its product is annotated as rho-related GTP-binding protein Rho6-like. Gene Ontology annotation, biological process: small GTPase-mediated signal transduction. The record is from RefSeq and is a predicted model, not a curated record. The transcript is spliced from 5 exons. Gene Ontology annotation, molecular function: GTP binding; GTPase activity. NCBI's taxonomy places the organism in Eukaryota, Metazoa, Chordata, Actinopteri, Cypriniformes, Cyprinidae. Bases 120 to 818 code for a protein of 232 amino acids.
CUGCGGGCAAUUCGCGUUGUUGUAUGCACAGAAACGUUUGUGAACUCGCGCAUCCUCGUUUUGGUCUCUUUUAGGUGUUUUUUGGUUUAGUUUGUUCGGUUAGAGGAUAUCGCAAAAUCAUGAAAGAGAGAAGAAACGCACAGCCACUGGUGGUCAGAUGUAAACUGGUGCUGGUUGGGGAUGUUCAAUGCGGGAAAACUGCGAUGUUACAGGUUUUGGCAAAGGAUUGUUAUCCAGAGACGUAUGUGCCCACAGUAUUUGAGAACUACACAGCCUGUCUGGAGCUCGAUGGCCAGCGUGUUGAAUUGAGUUUAUGGGACACAUCAGGAUCUCCAUACUAUGAUAAUGUGAGACCCCUCUGCUACAGUGACUCGGAUGCAGUGCUCCUUUGUUUUGACAUCAGUCGCCCAGAUAUCUUUGACAGUGGACUUAAGAAGUGGAGGGCUGAGAUCCUCGACUUUUGCCCCAGUACUCAUAUUCUCCUUGUUGGUUGCAAGACAGACCUUCGGACGGAUGUCUGCACGCUGAUGGAGCUGUCCAAUCAGAAACAAACACCCAUCACUCAUGAGCAGGGCUCUGCCAUGGCCAAACAGUUGGGCGCUGAGGCUUAUCUGGAGUGUUCAGCCUUCACCUCUGAGAAGAGCAUCCACAGCGUGUUCCGCACAGCUGCGCUGGCUUGCAUCAACAAGCUACAGCCGCUCGCCAAACCCAGCCCGACCCGCCGGCUGUCCAAACGCCUGCUCCACCUGCCCAGCAAGUCCGAGCUCCUCUCCUCUACCUUCAAAAAGGAGAAGGCCAAGAGUUGCUCUGUAAUGUGAGUGGAGAUCUUCACCCCCCAUAACAAAAGCUACACCAUUCCCUGCGCUUUGGUCUGGGGAAGGGGGGUGAGUUCCGAUUGACACAUCAUUGACGUGUGGAAUCCUUCCUCACCCCCCAAAGAAACACCUUUCAGAACAAGUGGACACCUCGCUGUCCUCCUUGUCCUGAGCUCUUCAACAGUGCAUAUGUAUUUUCAGUACUGUAUCUCGCUUUUAAAUGAGAUUCGAUCAUCAGCCUCAUCUGUUCACUCCUUGUUAUCAAGAGAUUUGCUCUCGUGCCAGUUGAAGCUCGGAAUGAUUCAAUGGAGUAAAACUUCAAAUUAGUUUAAAAAAGGUUCCAGUGUUCAAUGUAAGUUAUUCGAUGUAUAAAUACAGGCUCUCUAGUAUAAGUCUCAAAAUAAAUACCUACAGCAUGCACUAAAAUUGUGAAACGGGACGUUGUGGAGCAGUGCGGAAGGCCCGGGUCAUGUACAGGUGAAGGUGGCCCAUUUGGCAUUGUCACGCAAGUUGAAUUGGCUGCUGAGUAGUGGGAGCCGCCCAUAUCUGAACGCUAAGAUGGAGGAAUAGAGGGAAACGGGCCAAAAAUAUUUGUAAAAAGACCAUUUAUGAUACUACCAAAGUCAAUUUUCCCUUCUUUCCUCUACUAGAACACUGUAUGUUGUAUACACGCUUCUAUUUUUAGAGGCAUUAGCUAUCUGAGAGAUGGGAUGGGUGUGACUGGGGUACAUAUUACAGUGAUUAUCUGUAUCUUAACGUCUCCUGCUGCUUUCUAGUGUAGGCAACCAUGAAUUUGCAAAGGGAUCCCUGUGCUAGUUCUGCGAGGGCUCAAUCGGAUCGAAUUCGGCAUGAUGAAUAAGCUUUCAUUCCUGAAAAUAAUCUCCAGAGAUGCCGUAGCAUUAUGUUGAGGAUUUCUGAAACCAAAAUGUAUGCAAGAAGGUUUUUAAGUCACCUGGUUUGAGAUGUUUAAGAUCAGACCAGCUUGGGUGUAGUUUGUCAUGCAUCUUAUGUAGCAUUCUGUCAUCGAGCGGCAGAAUCUCCCGUUUCAUUGCCUCCAUGCUCAUUUGCAGCACUAGCAGCUGAAAUAUUUGUGGGUAAUAUCGUCCAAUGUGUUUCUAAACUUGAUUAUCAAUGGGAAAAAAAAUGUUUUCUUGUGCAAAGUGCUAAUCUUGAAGUCUGCUUUCCACCACAAAGCAAUAAUUAUGGUUCAAGUGCUUGUAAUGCAAAGUGUGUACAGUGGCAAUAAUUAAAACAAAAAAGGCUAUUAUAAAUUCAUGCUACUGCUUUGUGGACAUACAUAUAUUUAUGUGGAUAUACAUCAGCACUGCUGUAAAAACAAGCCAAUAUAUUGUGACUCUGUUCAGACUUUGUUAAAGUAAUUAGAUGAGCAUAUGACCAUUGGAGUGCAACACGUUUUUUUUCUUCUUCUCCUUUUCAACCAAAUAGGAAUAUUGUUGUUCUGUUCAUGAGCAUAAAGGGAGGUUAAUGCAUGAGUAGCAGAUGGACUGGAAGGAAAUUCAGACUGGACCUUUUAAAUAUAUGGAUCAGCUGACCUGAUAAGAGCUUUGAUGUUUGUGAAUCUGCGAGGUCAAACUGGAAACGGAAGCCGACUUUUGGAAUAAAACUGAACAGGCUGGUCCUGUUUAAUGAAAGAUAUUUUUCCAUUUUUUAACUGUUGUUCAAAUAAUUGUUUUUGCUUUAUCUGUGUAUACUUGAAGUCAAUAUUUUUCUCAUUUUGUUCAAUCAUCAGUGGUGGAAGGGAAGAUGCGAGCAGCUGCCGUGGCUGUUUACAAGUUCUGCCACUGUGAUCACACACCAAAUUCCUUUUUGCAUUGUCUAGUGACUGCGUAAAUAAAGAAACUGAAGAUGAAUUUUGGGUGCUAGGGAGUAUAAACAGCGUGUAUACAUGUCACAUGGCUGGUCAGACAUUGUAGCUGCUGAUUUACUUGUUUAAGUUCUGGGUAAUGUGAGCGUCCAGAUGGAGAUGGACAUUCAGUCAUUAUGCUGCCAUUGCACAAUAUUGGGAACAAAUACACUUCAAGCAUGUCCUCUAGUUCUUCAGUUGUACAUAUCCUGUUUUGUAAUCUUUGUAAGACAUUUAAAAGAAUGUCACAAGAUUAAAUAUUUGUUCUUGUUGUGGAUUGACAAAGAUGUGCUUGAUGUAAAAUUGCUUAGUCCUAUUUAUUUGGAUUAAUUUAUUGAGGUAACUAUUUUGUUUUGUGUUUCUCACAGUUUUAUUUCAAAAUGUUAUUUUUAAAAUGACUUCUCCCUUUGUCUUUCCAGUAAUAAAGCUUGCCUUUGUAUGG